AUGUAUGUUGACGAUCUUCUCAUUACCAGAUCAAGUGAAGUGAUGAUCAUCGAUUUCAAGAAAGAGAUGUCUACAAUAUUUGAGAUGAGUGAUUUGGGAUUACUAACAUAUUAUCUUGGAAUCGAGGUCAUAGAGAGUGAAGACGGGAUAACACUAAACCAAGGAAGAUAUGCGACUAAGAUUCUACAAGAAGCAGGAAUGGAGGAUUGCAAUGCAGUUCACACACCAAUAGAUGCAGGUUUGGUUCUAUCAAAAGCGUCGAAGGAACAGAAUGCGGAUGAGAAGGAGUUCAGACGCAAUAUAGGAUGUCUAAGGUACCUACUACACACACGUCCUGAUCUCGCGUAUAGUGUGGGUCUGUUGAGCCGAUACAUGCACGAACCAAAGACAUCUCAUGUGGCUGCGUUGAAGCACAUACUAAGGUACUUAAAAGGCACUAGUUCUCACGGCCUUACUUUCAGUCGAGCAAAGAAGAUGGAGUUAGUUGGGUUUAGUGACAGCAGCCAUAACAUAGAUGAAGAUGAUGGGAGAAGUACAACGGGGCAUGUUUUCUACUUGAACAAAUGUCCCAUUACAUGGUGCUCGCAGAAACAAGAGACAGUCGCAUUAUCAUCCUGUGAAGCAGAGUUUAUGGCUGCCACUGAAGCUGCUAAACAAGCAAUAUGGUUGCAAGAGCUAAUGGAAGAGAUCACCGAGAAAUCGUGUAAGAAGGUAAUGAUAUGUAUCGACAACAAGUCAGCAAUAGCGUUAACAAAGAAUCCUGUAUUUCAUGGACGCAGCAAGCACAUUCACAAGCGAUAUCACUUCAUAAGAGAAUGUGUAGAGAAUGAGCAAGUAGAGGUUCAACAUGUGCCAGGCGUGGAGCAAAGAGCAGACAUUUUAACUAAGGCACUUGGGAGAAUCAAGUUCAAAGAGAUGAGAGAAUUAGUUGGAGUUCAAGACAUAGUUAACUUCAAGUUUAAAGGGGAGAAUGUUGGAGAUAAACAUGAAGUUAUACCAAUUCUAAUGAGUUUAGGAUUAGGAUAG
Messenger RNA from Brassica napus (rape), 1026 nucleotides. RefSeq lists its product as uncharacterized. The record is from RefSeq and is a predicted model, not a curated record. NCBI's taxonomy places the organism in Eukaryota, Viridiplantae, Streptophyta, Magnoliopsida, Brassicales, Brassicaceae. The transcript has a single exon. The coding region runs from base 1 to 1026 and encodes 341 amino acids. Gene Ontology annotation, molecular function: nucleic acid binding.